UUGCUGUCAGUCGGAAGCAUCGAUGUUUUUGCUUCAGACGCUCGAUGUACAUGUUUCAUUUGGUUAAUCAUAUUAAAAUUGAAUUCUUGAAAUAGCCAAGCACACAAUAUGGAAGAAACUAGUCCUAUGAAGCCCAAACGCAAAGACAAUACUGAAGAUAAAACGGGCGAGGAAACGGCCGUGCCAAACAGUGACGGUCCACAAAAGAAAUUGGCGAGGCUCAAUGAAUCGCUGGAAACGGCGUCUGGAGCGGGCGACGCUGACGUGCAGCUGGCACUUAACAAAGCUUAUCAGCAAAAGGAUGUGACGCAAUGGCUGCAGUCAGCGUGGGCCAAGCAAGCGGCAAGCACAACAGAGGAGACGACUGGUGCACAAAUCUAUGGCGAACCAUUCCAAAUAAGCUUGCUACCCAGUUUCCUAGAGACAGAUAAUACGCGGGCUUUGGUCGACGAAAUGAUCAACAAGGUGCACUGGUCGCGCAAGCAAAUGGAUUUGUACGAGUUCUACCAGAGCACUGAUUUGUCCAAUAUGCUCGAGUGCCGGCUGCUCACGAACUUCCUGCAGAUGCUGCGCAAGCAAGUGCGACCCUGGCUGGAAGAGAUCACAAAUCUGAAGCUGGACUAUGUGUCCGCCUCGUGCAGCAUGUACAGCUGCGGCGACUACUUGCUGGUGCACGAUGAUCUGCUGAAGGAUAGGCAAAUCGCCUUCAUUUACUAUCUGUCGCCAUGGCAGGGUGUUGAGGAGUGGAGCGCAGAGCAAGGCGGCUGCUUGGAAAUCUUCUCCAGUGAUGAGCAGUGCUAUCCACAGUUUCCCGUGCAACGGAAAAUUGCGCCCAAAAAUAAUCAGUUCGCAUUCUUUAAAGUCGGCUCACGUUCCUUCCACCAAGUGGGCGAGGUGACGACCUUUGACUAUCCCCGUUUGACGAUCAAUGGCUGGUUUCAUGGCGCCACCAACGAGGCCUUCGCGGCGGACUCUUCGCGCGCCUUUCCUCGCCCCAGUUACCUGCAGCCGAAUGUGAAUAAUAAUCCCAGACUGGGCUUGCUUCUAAACGACGUCUACCUAAAGGCAGCCACGCGUCGCAGCAUUCAGAAACGGAUCGAGGAGAACUCGGAAAUAUGUCUGUAUGAGUUCUUCAAACGCGAAAAGUUUGAAUUGGCUCGCGCACAAUUGCUGAACGAUGAGUCGCUGAGCUGGCGACGACAAGGACCCGCCAAUGCGCACAACUACGAAGUGAUGGAUCUGGACACCGCCAAGGGCACUGUCCAGGAGCUGCUGCAACUGUUCCGCAGCAAUGCCAUGUUUCAGCUGCUGCGCGACUUCACCGAUCUGGAUCUGUAUGGAGUGGAUGCCAUUACGCCCACUUGCAGCGUGGAGCUGCAGCGCUGGUCGCACGGCAAUUACACGGUGCUGGGCGAUGGUCUGGUCAGCGAGGAGAAUACCCUGGAUUUGGUUUACUAUCUGAAUGCGGCGGAGGGUGCGGCGGUUAUCACAUAUCUCUCACCUGAUGUGGAGCAGCGCACGGCCCACAGGAAUGGCUUGGAUACCGACCAAAGCAUUGAUAAUACUGACGAUACAGAGGACGACGAAGAGUGCCAAGAUGACUCCGUCCUCCUCACAAUAACUCCCGUGGACAAUGCCCUGAACAUUGUCUAUCGCUGCGAGGGCACCACCAAAUUCACCAAAUAUGUUUCGCGCAACACGCCGCUGGACAAGGGCCCGGUCUUUGUAAUAUCCUGCAGCUAUAGAGAAUAAUUGCGAUGAUUUAUCCACGUUAUGCCGCCGCACGUACAAGCCAUAAAUUGUUUUCCAAACAGGCGCAAUGCACAAAUAUUUAACUCUGUUUUCUAAAGCUCAGCGAGAGAAUGUUGAUUGUAUUCAAGCGGGAAAGCCACUAAAUGAAAUGCCCAAUAAAGUGAUGUAUAAAGAAACGCAA
This is a messenger RNA of Drosophila navojoa, 1933 nucleotides long. RefSeq names its product prolyl 3-hydroxylase sudestada1. Gene Ontology annotation, cellular component: GPI-anchor transamidase complex; cytoplasm. Gene Ontology annotation, biological process: regulation of translational termination; peptidyl-proline hydroxylation; attachment of GPI anchor to protein. NCBI's taxonomy places the organism in Eukaryota, Metazoa, Arthropoda, Insecta, Diptera, Drosophilidae. The record is from RefSeq and is a predicted model, not a curated record. Gene Ontology annotation, molecular function: iron ion binding; L-ascorbic acid binding; peptidyl-proline dioxygenase activity.